GAUGGCGACGGGGAGCUGAGCGCACGCGCCUCUCUCCGUGCGGCGCGCUCCAUUCCGCUGCAACACGAGCGACCCUUCUUGAUUCACACAGAGAGAAGAGAAAAAGUGAGCUUAAGUAGACGCAAGGACAAGUUGACAGCUCACCGGUGCAUUUCCUCUUACAGAAAGCUGGUUCCCAGCUCUCAGCCCCCCGUCCGGGCUUCGGACACGGCGAUGCGUAACGCCGGCGGUGCUGUGCGGACUGGAGGCUCCCUGCGGCGAUGGGUCGGGCGGUGAGAUGAGCGGCGGGCGGCGUGGGGGAGGACGCUGAGGCAACGCGGUGAGAAAGGGACGGGGCCGCCUCAUGUGUCGGGGCUCCGCUGUGUUCUGGUCCCCACCAACCCACACCCUCCCAGCGUCAGUGGGAUGUCCCAGGUGCGUCUCCUCUUGGCCUUGCUGAUGCUCUGCAGCUGCCCAAAGGUUUCCUGCACUAACUCCUUGGAGCUCUUGAAGGAGCAGUGGAGCAGCUACAAAAACCAGUGCCUGGACUACCACUUCGCCACGCCCCCCGCCAGAGGGCUGGUGUGUAAUCGGACCUUUGACCUGUACGCCUGCUGGCCCGAUGGACUCCCAGGAACCACUGUCAAUGUCUCCUGCCCAUGGUUCCUGCCAUGGUACCGUAAAGUUCAGCAGGGUCUGGUCUACAGGUUCUGCAAUGAAGAGGGUCAAUGGGCGCAAAAGAAUACCAGUGAAUGUGAGGACGAACCUGGUGAGCAGCAGCAGCAGUAUGGCCGCAUCCUGAACCAGCUGCGCAUCAUGUACACCGUGGGCUACUCCCUCUCGCUGGGAGCUCUGCUACUGGCCCUGGGAAUCCUCAUCUCCUUCAGGAAGCUCCACUGCAUGAGGAACAACAUCCACAUGAACCUGUUUGCCUCCUUCAUCUUGAAAGCCGUGUCCAUCCUGGUCAAAGACGCCCUGCUGUCUCUCACACUGGACCCCAGGAGCAGCGCUGACAGCCGGACUCAGGCCUGGGUCAACAUACCGGCUGUCACGUGGUGCCGCGGCGCCGUGGUGAUGAUGCAGUACAGCGUGAUGGCCAACAACUACUGGCUGUUGGUGGAGGGCAUCUACCUGCACAGCCUGCUGGUCAUCACCGUGUUCAGCGAGAGGAAGUACUUCUUCAUUUAUCUGGCCAUCGGCUGGGGUGCUCCGCUCAUGUUCGUGUUACCGUGGAUCACGGUGAAAUAUCUGUAUGAGAACGAGGAGUGCUGGGAGAGGAACAUCAACAUGGGAUACUGGUGGAUCAUCCGUUCUCCCAUUGUGUUCGCUUAUCUGAUCAACUUCUUCAUAUUCAUACGAAUUAUCAAAAUCCUGAUGUCUAAACUCAGAGCUCAUCAGAUGAGAUACACUGACUACAAGUUCAGAUUAGCAAAGUCCACUCUGACCCUAAUUCCUUUGCUCGGGAUCCACGCCAUCCUCUUCACCUUCGUCAUCGACGAGUCCGUCCCUAAAGGCUCCAUGCUGCGCCUCAUUCGCCUCUUCUGUGACCUGCUCUUCAACUCUUUCCAGGGACUGCUGGUGGCCAUUCUGUACUGCUUCGUCAACAAAGAGGUGCAGUCAGAGAUGCUGAAAAAGUGGAAGCGGUGGAAGCUGGGCAAGGACAUCGACGAGGAGUACCGCCACACCCAUAGCCACACGCCGCACAUCAGGGGCGGCAGCAUCGCCGUCGGCAACCCCCCCUAUCCCAAUAACACCGGCGACUCGCCACGCCUCGACAAAGCUGGCCGAGACCCCGCCGCGCCCGAGGAGAACCGCCGACUCGUUGUCUGCUACAGCAACGGGACGGGGAAGGGAGGGCAGGCCAAGAGCGGACGCGCCCUGCGGUUCUCCUUCCUGCCACGGCGAGGCGCCGGCAGUCGCGUGAGCACCACCACACAGGACGCCUGCCUGGAGGAGAGUGCGCAGCGCGGGUCGCACCCUCUGGAAGGAGAGGAGACUAAUGUCUGAGGACGACGUGCCUCGAAGGCCCGAAAACUCUCUCUGAUUGAGCCGAUUGUUGUUUCAGAUCAGUGUUUAUUGUGGGGCGACAGGGCGGCCGGUGUUGGAGGAGAUCCCACGAUGAUCAGGGUGUUUAAACCCGCCCAGCUGCAAGUUCAUAUUUAUUCAAAAUGGGCUGUUGAUGGAAAAUGCACUUAUUGACUUGAUACAUUUGGAAUGAUAAAACAGAGUGUGUGUGUGUGUGUGUGUGUGUGUGUGUGUGUGUGUGUGUGUGUGUGUGUGUGUGGAGGACUGCUGUAUCGACACCUUUGAGAUGCAAAGAUUAAAAGACACACCUUUCGUAAUGCGGCCUCGUGCCGUUCUAGUUGUGAGUCACGCUUGUGUUGUUUGUCUGUUUGCAGCAUUGGAUGCUUUGUGGUGCAUUCCCAAAAAGAAAACUCUCAAAAGUGUCAAUUUUUUUAUUUAUUUUUCUUCUUGGAUACAUGAGACUGAAUGUGGACUUGACCAUGAGUGACUCGGGAUGUCGUGUCCAUCAGGCAGGACUGAGUAUUCUGUGUAAUAUGUUUUUGUUCUGUUUUUAAAUGGACAGAGCCAAACAAAAAAAUAAUAAUAUACCAAGACUUUGCCUCAAAUCCACUAUUUCAUGCACCUUCCUUCUUUCCUUUUUUUGGCUUCUUUGAGCAGCUUCGCCUGACUGAAUGUUUGUGAACAACCGAGAAAUAUUGUUGUAACAAUAUUUAAGUGUAUUUAUGUAAAUAGAAAUAUGUCAACACCACUUACAUUUAUCCAAUGUCAAAACUUCUCCCUCCACAUAUAUUUAGUCAAUUGGAUGAAAAUCAGAAUUUGUCCAUUUUAGUAGUUUUACAAACUAAAGUAGCUCCAGGUCACCAAUCAUCGUCUUGCUCAGUUCUGCAUCGUGUCCACACGGCCGGAAUACUAUUAUGUACCAGAAAAGGUUUUAGUCUCAUGAUAUAUCGAGUGGAUAUGUUUUUUUGAAAAGAGCACCACUGAGGAGCCACUGGAUUAUUUAUUUUAUUUUGUUUCUUCCCUGGAUUGGAUCAGGACAAAUGUGCCACACAGAACCCUCUUUAAAAUCUUUGAUUAAGAAAAUAAUUAGUCAUUUUAGAGACACAGGACAGCAAACGUGGAUUCCAUUAUUCCCAAUGCAUUUAUCAAGGAUUCUACCCAAAUAUUCAGUUUGUUGUGUAAGAGACUAUUGUCUGUCUAUAUUGGUAAAAGUGAAUUUUGGUAUUAUGUACACAUUACGUAGGGGGCGAGGGAUGUGUUGUUGUACUGUGUAUUUGCUUGCGGUUCAUGUGACUCGAAAAUGAGAAUAAACAUGACACCAUACAUGAUA
This is a messenger RNA of Gasterosteus aculeatus aculeatus (three-spined stickleback), 3334 nucleotides long. RefSeq names its product glucagon receptor b (gene gcgrb). The record is from RefSeq and is a predicted model, not a curated record. Gene Ontology annotation, cellular component: plasma membrane. Gene Ontology annotation, biological process: adenylate cyclase-activating G protein-coupled receptor signaling pathway; cell surface receptor signaling pathway. NCBI's taxonomy places the organism in Eukaryota, Metazoa, Chordata, Actinopteri, Perciformes, Gasterosteidae. Gene Ontology annotation, molecular function: peptide hormone binding; glucagon receptor activity; gastric inhibitory peptide receptor activity.